Portunus trituberculatus (swimming crab) is the source of this 2524-nucleotide messenger RNA. RefSeq lists its product as uncharacterized. The transcript is spliced from 4 exons. The coding region runs from base 450 to 1166 and encodes 238 amino acids. The record is from RefSeq and is a predicted model, not a curated record. NCBI's taxonomy places the organism in Eukaryota, Metazoa, Arthropoda, Malacostraca, Decapoda, Portunidae.
ACUUGACAAAAAGAAAAUAUGACAAAAAAUAUCACGCAAACUCAAGUAAUGAUAACAAUAAUGAUAGUAAUAAUAUAAAUGAGUAAAUAGAUGAACAAUAAGCAUAAAAAUUAGAAAACACACACAAAAAAAAAAUCAAAUUAGAACAGUGAAGAAAAAUAUAUAAGUAAAAGCAAAGCAAAUAGACACUAAAAACACGAAAUAAAUAAGAAAAAAAAAAAGUGAAACAGGAGAAGCAAUUAAAAACAGAAGGUACCUGAGCUCACCUGAUUGAGUCACCUGGAAGAGGCAAUAACCUGGCUGAGACACCGACAGACUUCACCAAACACCACACCACCACACACCUACCUGCCCUCCAGCCACACCAGUCCCGCUCACACAGGCGACGAGGCGGAAGAAGAGGCGGCGGUUGUGGUGGUGGUGGUGGAGGUGGUGGUGGAGGAAAAACAAUGGAGAACAGAGAUGAGAACGGCAGACUGAGGUUGCCACGAGAGGACUUCAUUCCUUUCCAGCGUGUCCUCCACAGAACACACCGCAGCACUCGCAAGCCACCAGAGGACGUGACCAGCAGCUUAGGCCGUCUAUCUCUCCACCGGCGUAAGGAGAGGAGUGACAGCCUCCCGGAGAAGCGAGCCAACUACAGGAGGAACGGAGACGCAGUAGGAGACGCUGCAGAAGGGAGAGGAGCAGGUCAUUCGAACAAGGGUAAUUUCGUGCCCUUCCAGCGGGUACUGCACAGACGAAGGAAGAACUCUCUGCCACAAGCCUCGCCUUUACCUGAGCCACGCCGCUACAGGGACCGCCUUGAUUGGGAACACCAGAAACCACAUGCGCUGAUCUUCGACCCUCACCACAAACAGGACGCUAGACGGAGACAACACAGGCCAAGGAAAAACGAUUCACAUCUCAACAACCUCUUCGAGAACCACCGCGCGGAGGAACAUAACGGAGAGGUGGAAGACGGCGGUGUGGAGUCCCCCAGAGGAAUAGGAACAGGGCAUUCUGAUGGGGGAUCUGAUGCUGCUUCUAUCGCCUCUGUUAAGCUUCCUCAGAUCCACGGCUCCCCUCCUAAUGCGCCAGAAAGUGCUCGAUCAGGUAGGACCUCUGAGCUGGCUACCGCGUCCUCCUCCGCGUUAACCACAAGACUGGAACCUCUCGACUCCUAGCCUCCGUCGCCACCUUCGUCUGUGGUUUUGUGACUUUUUUUUCCAAUUUUGCCGUCCUAAAACUGUGAUUCUUUCCAGUUUCUCCUCCUUCAUUGCCUUCUUCGGUGUAGUUCUCUAGUUUCGUCUUCGUCUCCGUCUCCCGCCUGCUUCAAAAUGUGAUUCUAGAAGAUUUCUCCCAAGUCGUAGCCACAAAACCCACGAUUCUUUUUAGUUUCUCCUUCAUCGCUUUCAAUUUUAACGUCUUUAUUUUCCUAACUGUGUUUCUCUAGUUUUUUUUUUUUUUUUUUUGUCAACACUGGAAAAUCACUCAAGUUCAUCCUUCAACGCCUCCUUCGCCAUCACCUCCGAACACUAACUCUCCUUAACUCCGCCAAAAACCAAACGCAUCUCACUCCCUAACAGGCUCCUACCUUACCACUGAGCCUCUGCGUGAAGGUCAAUGCCCCAGCACGCCUCCUGAAGGGCUUGGCAGGGCUUCAUUUCCCCACCCCCUACCCUCUGAGCCCAAGACACGGAAUCUCAAGACCUCCUAACACUAUCACGCCGGUGUCUUGUAUAAUUUACUACCGCAGAUACGUAUCUCAUAAUUGCUCUGACGAAGGGGUGAAGGAGGCGGAAGAGGCUAACGAGAGAGUGAAGGAGAGCUAGCGGGAAGUGUAGGAGACUAAAGUGAAGGAGAACAUGUAGAAGACGUUGAGAAUUAAGGGGUAUAGGAAGAAUAGAUGAAGGAGAGAGAUGAAGGAAGGAAACAAGAGGCGCAAGGAAUAAUAGGAAUGAAGGAGGUAGGAAGAAUUGGAUGGAGAGGGAUGAAGGAAGGAAACAGAGGCGCAAGGAAGAAUAGGAGUGUAGGAGGAUGGAUAUAGGAAACAGGUGAAGGACGAGGAGGAAAGAAGGAGGAUAAGGAAGAAGUGAAGGAGGCAAUAAAGAGACGAAGAAUGGAUAGGAAAGCGGUGAAGGACGAGGAGGAAAGAAAGAGGAUAAGGAAGAAGUGAAAAAGACAAUAAAGGAACGGAGAAUGGAUAUGAAAUGAUAAAGGACGAGGAGGAAUGAAGGAGGGUAAGGAAGAAGUGAAGGAGGAUUUAUAAAAGGAAGGAUAACAGAUAACAAGCCUUACUCUUCCAGCCUGUUCCCACUGGUACACUUUUAUCAUCGUCCCAUCGCCGUGUUGGUCCCAGGAGAGUGAUACGAUACCCCCCCUUCGCCCUCAGACACACUCGUUCACCCUCGGGCCCCGUCAAUACUCCCCACUCCCCCCCUUCCCGCACCUCUGACCGGGAAGGGAAGGACGAGAAGGGGAGUUAUGAAAGAAAUGGCUACAAGGUUCAAGGUUCAGAAAUUAUCGUGUUUUUUUUUUCUCU